GAUGCAGUCGUCAGCGAACGCAGAGGAGGAUGAGGAACUCCUGUAUGCGAUCCUGUACACGGCCUAUCGAGACGCGUCGGGGUUUGCGAGAAUGCGGUUGCGGAGGGAUUUGAUCGGGAAAGCCUGUCGCGAAUUUGUGCGCUUUCCCCAUAGAAAUUUCUGUAUUUCCCCCGCUAUACGCGUGAUGGCACACAUCUUGUUCCAGGACGACUCCGCUGGCAGUGGUAUGAUUUAGUACCCUUUUUUGGACUUGGAUUUAUGUUCUCCUCCUCCUUGGACUUGGACUUUUGUCAUUGCCAUCUCAGUGAUAGAUGGAGUCAACAGUCACUGUCUUCUAGACGACUAAGUACUUACUUAUUCACAGUGUAAUAAUAAGUCAUCAGUGUAAAAUUAUAUGAGUACUUAUUCACAUCAGCGUAAAAUUAUGUAAGUAAUAAGUGAUGAUCGACGAAAUCGAAUCAAUCAGGUACGACACCUUCUAAAGACGAGAACGUAAGCGCAGCCCUUCGAAAACGGGUGGCCAAAGAAGUGGUCUUUCCGCUCCACCAAACCAACAGGUGGUACGUGUGGGAUCGACAAAUUCCCCUGCUAAAAAUGUACCACACUCCUUUAGUGCGGCUCCUAGACCGUUGGUGCGAGGCAGAGCCCGACUACUUCGUUGCGGAGACCCUGAAAGCCUGUGUGAAGCACUGGCCUGUGAGCACCGAAGCAAACACCGCGAAAGAGGUGCUCUUAUUGCAGGAGAUGCGCCGAAUAGCGGAGCGCUCGCCGUCUGCGGCCUAUUUUUAAGGGAUGGAAGUUGAACCGUCUACGAGCAUUUCUAUGGUUUCUCCAAGUAGUACUAGGAAAGCCAUAGAUAACAUGCGAGCUAGGGAGGUCAGCUUUCCACCCCCUAAUGUUGCACCGAGACAGUUACGCCGGUGCUGUUGCCACGCAUUGCGGCAUGCCUGAAGUCGCUGAACGCGCAGGUAGUGGAGUGCGCGUUGCUGUUCUGGAAGAGUGAGAAAUUCGCAAAAAUGACAUUGUCGACUUCGGCAUGGAUGCAAACGUUAAGGCUUCCCCUAAUCCAUCGCGUCCAUCCCCUAAUACAGGCGUACUUCUAGGUGAAAAACAGAUGCGACGAGAUGAAUUAUCCAAAGACGGAAGUUCAAAUUUUUUUUCGGACCAGGUUCUGGCUCUCCCCAAGUGCAAAAUCCCCAUUCCAUAGUGAGGAGCUCUAAGAACACUACUCCCACUUCUGUGGCGCGAAGAGGCCUUCUGGAAUCCCACGGUGAACAAAAUGACGGCAUUGGUUCUCGAAAAAUUCAGAGCGGGAGACUCGACGAAGUUCGACAAACUGUGCAGGCAGAUAUGGGAAAGUCGACAACUAGUGUCGCACGCGAAGCGGUCAGCGGCUAGUACAGCGUCUCAGAGUCGUGCUCCUCGCGCAGGCCCUGGACGAGGUGUCGCACCUUCAACAUUACUCGAACAAGAGGAGCAGCAGGAAGAAGAAAGCGGCGAUCUUCUGGAUCAGCAGCCACCAACGAAAACCCUAGGUAUGCAGAGGCGACCGGGAGUCACGACGAGUGCGGGUCUCGGAGGUGGAGCCGGUGGCGGUCCUGGAUCCGUGGCCAAGCAAAUGCGGGAGUGGAAGGAAGGGGGUCGUGGCGCCUCCUCGUCGCGUGGUGGACCGCCAUCCACGAUAACAGGCGUUGCGCCGUGGGCCGCCCAGAGCGGAGGUGGAGCGCGACAACCGCCAUCCACGAUAACCGGCGUAGCCCCAUGGGCAACCGGAGGUUCGUCGUUCGCUGGCGGUAGACCGGGUCCGCUGUCAAGACAGCCACCAUCGACAAUAACCGGCGUGGCACCGUGGGCCUCCUCCGGAGGCACACCCGGAUCAUCCUUUGGGAGCAGGGCAGGCCCGCUGAGUGCUGUUGGAGGAGGAGCGGGCGCUGCUGGUCCUCUGACUGGCAUGCUGCGGCCUCCGAUGGGACCACUUUCCUCGACUAGUAAUUCCUCAAAUCAGGUGAAUCCAAUGUCGAUGGAAGGCAUAACUGAGGGCGACGAAGACAAAGAGGGUGACUCAGAGAUGGAGCCUGUGGAAGGUUCAUCGAGGUUCAACGCCCGCUCAACAGCAGAGGAUGGUGAAGAAGAUGCUGCUGUUGCGGCAAUGCGUGUCUAUAUCCGAGAGUUGAACCCCAAAGUGAGCCAGGUCCGUGAUUGGGACGACAACCUCUUGAGUCUAACGUCGACGUACCUCCCGACCUUAAAAUUCCACGAUAUCGUCUACGGACACCAAGACCUGGGUUCUGGCGCUUUUUCCACCGUAAAAUACGGUCGAACGGUAGUGAAAGGCCGCACCCAAUCAGAGUGGCCUGAAUACGCUGUCAAGGUUGUCUCCCUCGCGACCAUUAUUACGGCUUCAGCCGGGAAAAAUCCAUCUUCAGACGCAUCUUGGGGCGCCCCUCUAAAAAGGGGAAAACAUCAGACCCAACAAGAAGCAUCCAAGAUGGAUCCCGGGAAGAUCUAACAUUGAGAAGCACAACUACGUCCGACAGGUGAACCAAGAGAUGGCGGUCCUAAAGGUACUGUCUCACCCAAACAUCUGCCGCAUGGUUUCGACGUUCCGCUGGCGCGACGGGGCCUACAUUGUACUAGAAUUCUGCUCUCAGGGCGACUUACACGCAUACGUCACGAAAAACGGACCACUUUCCUCGUCGUUGGCCUUAUGGUGCAAGAAAUGUUUGUACUAGCUGGAGCAACAAUAAGCUCAAGAUUAAAAACAAUACUGUCCAGGAGCGACAUGCGACGUGGGAGAGUGUUCAAGAUAAGUAAGUAAGUUCAAGUAGCGAGAACAACAUUCCGACAACUCCUGUGAGUCACUGAUUAGCACUUAUUCAGCGUAGUAUGGACCUCCUACGUUUCUUUCACCGGGCGAUCUUCAUUAUAUGAACGAAGAACAACAGGGCUAUCUGCUCUUCGCUGUCGUGGAAAAUGCAGUCUUUACCAAGUUAUACAUACAACACGUAGAAGCACCGUACACCUACAUAGAUGAAUGGACCCGGUAUUUGGUAACCUGAAAUCGAUCACAAGGAAGAACAAGAAGAGAAUCCUUGUGAUCAAAUUCAGGUUACCAAAUACUAGAGCCGUACAAUAGAAGUUGCCUUCAUGUUGAUGUUGUCAUACACAUAGUACCUACCGUGAAUGUACAUCUAUUACAUAGAAGUUGUCUUCAUCGUUGGGUCUGUCUUCUAAUCUGCAAUCCCGCGGACGACUUUCGGUUUGUGGUAGGAGAAAUCGUGGCGGGUUUGACUGCAAUUCACGAACAGGGGUUUGCAUUCGGUGAUAUGAAGCCGGAAAAUGUCGUGAUCACAAGCUCUGGGCAUUGCAAGAUCACGGAUUUUGGUGGCGCCCGAGCACUUACGCCUGAGGCCAGUGCGCAAAUCAAUCAAGACUUGCUAGUAAAUCUGCGAAGUGGAGACUGGAGGACAGGAGCGGCUGCGGAGAGUGGGCGAUCUUCAACUGAUGAUUCCAAAUCUCCUAGUGCUUUGUUCACUUCAGACAAAAUGACGCCUGCGGUAGAUCAAGAGCUAGCCUUGUUACAAGACGAAGAAUCACGACGAACCAUCACUGACGAAUCAGAGCAGCAGAACCAGAGUGGUGACACCGUGCUAACGUUCGAAGGCACCUCAGCUUAUAUGGCGCCUGAGCUGGUGCGGAAGCAGAGGUCACCAGGAGUGCAGUCCGAUGCGUGGGCGUUGGGUUGUUCUAUCUACUUCCUGUUCUGUGGGCGUUUGCCGGUGUGGGGAGACAGCGACGACGGCGUGCAGAAGGCAUUGGUGCGUUUUCUCGAGG
Molecule: messenger RNA, 3834 nt
Organism: Amoebophrya sp. A25
Lineage: Eukaryota; Dinophyceae; Syndiniales; Amoebophryaceae
Source: the annotation of a GenBank genome assembly